UAAUCCUAGUAGUUUACAAAGGAUAUAAUAAUUUUAUGGAUAGUUGGUUCUUUGCAGCACCAGUUUUCAUGAUCGUAAUAGGUGCUGUAGUAUUUAUUGUAUCAUUCUUUGGAUGCUGUGGAGCUGUGAAAGAGAAUCAUUGCAUGAUAAUAACGUUUUCAGUAUUACUACUCCUAAUCUUUGUACUGGAGCUCGUUGCCGGUAUUUCCGGAUAUUUGAUGCAGAGUGAAGUUCGGCAAAUGGUAGAAAAUAGAAUGACCAGUACUAUGAAGGAAUAUCAAACUGAAGCAAGCACUCGCAAGUCAUGGGAUAUUGUACAUCACGAUCUCCAAUGUUGUGGAAAGAAUGGUCCUCUGGAUUGGGCUGAAGUUGGUUUCUCAGACAAUACUUUACCAAAUUCCUGCUGUAGGGAAGUACCAAAAGGAAGCAAAUGUGACAUAAAUUCAAUUUACAUAUAUGAAGGUGGAUGUAUGCACAGUCUCCAAAAUGCUAUUGAGCAUAAUGCAUUAAUUUUGGGUGGUGUAGGCAUUGGCAUUGCUAUUAUUCAGUUGGUUGGAGUAAUCUUCGCAUGUUGUUUGGCACGUUCAAUACGUCGCGAAUACGAAACUGUCGAGACCGCAGCGCACUGAUCUGACACCAAUUAGGAGGUAUUAUAACUCUAAGUAUUGUUCGUCGUGAAUUCAUUCAAAGAAUAAUUCUAGAGUCGUCGCAAAACCAUUUACUUAGAACCUUGGCUGCAGAAUAACGAACAUUUAUCUGCGCAGUCUAGAUUAAGAAGAAAGCAAAUCAUUGGAGAAUCUAAUUCAAAUUACUGCCAUUAUAUGCCAAAUGGUUGAAACCAAACUUCUUCUUAGAUUGUGUUUUACGUGGAGCUUAUUACCAUACAAGAAUAUUUCAAAGGAAAUUGGAUAAUUAUAGAUUUGGUUUUAGACGUCUGUCGCAGUCUAAAAGGCUCUUUCAGUGCCUCGAUUUGUCGCAAAGAAAAACACUUUAUGCAUCCUCACUCUAUAGAACAUUUUAUAUUCAUAUAGUCAGUCAUAGAUGUAUGAAAUAUAUUUUCAUCGUGCACAGCAGAGCUGGAUAAGUAUAUCAUCCUAAUAUACAUAUAUAUUUCGAUUUAAACAAUAAUUCAUUUUCGAUAUUCUUUUUACUUUAAUCAUUAAUACUAAUAAUUAACGGAAAUACUUUAUCUUAUUAACAACCAUUACCAUUUAAUAUAAUAUGUAUACCUCAUUGUUCUCACAUUUUCACAUAUCCUCAGUAUUCUAUACCAUUUUGUUGAUCUCUUCUAAAGUUGAAAAAUCAUAAAUGAAAUAUACUUUCUAGGCGAUAUGAGUUUAUCUAUAAAUAAAGUCAUACAUAAUAGAUGAACAUAAUAAGUUGCAUAACUGAAUAUUAAACACAUACGUAUACAUGAAAUGCUGCAAUGCAAACACAUUAGUCUUGAAUAGUUCAAAAUUUAUUUGUACUUAUUUCCAUAAAUAUCAGAAAUGUUUUUUACUAGCCCUAGAAAUUGAAACAUUACCAUAGAUAUUAUUUAGAGAAUAGCCUAUACCAUAUACAAUAGCCAAACAAAUGUUUGUAAAUUCGUUGCACAUAGCACACAAUAUGUUAAAUGUAUAUUGUUGAAACAAUUUUAUACAUUAUAAUUGUAAGUACUAAACAAUGCUUUGUAUAUGACUUUAAUUUAAAAUUGACAACCAAAAAUUAGCUUCAUCAUUUUCAAAAUAAUAACGUGUCGAGAUAUUGCGAAGUCUGGAUUCAAAUAUUUUUUUCUUGUAAAAUCAUUCUACGUUGAGACCAGAAUUGUUUCAGUUUUUACAAGCAAAUACAUUUAAAACAAAAUUCAUUAAACAGUCGGCUGGCACGAAAGAACCAAUAUUUCGCGACAACAGAUUUUUGUCAUUCUUUUAUGCGAAACUACUAACCGAAGUAGAAAAUAAAAAUAUGAGCUCAUGGCAUUGCGUCGAUUUGAAGAAUUUUAUUAUAAUCAUUGCAAUUGUAAUUGCAGUCCGUUAAUUACAACUUUGAAAUCUCGCAUAUUUUGGUACAGUAAAUUAAUUACAACGAGAUAGUAGUUUAACUAAUUCCGGAAAUAUACACAAUUCGAAUGUAAUCGUUAUUUUUAAUGAAAAUAAUGAUUACUCUUUUUGCUGGCCAUGAUAGUGUAAUGUAUUACAAAUCAUUAGAAAUAAUUGAACUCUUAUUUUAUUAUUAAUUUUCAAUAUUUUAAAACAUUUAGCUUACACGUCUCACAAAACUAGGUAAUA
Molecule: messenger RNA, 2270 nt
Organism: Megalopta genalis
Lineage: Eukaryota; Metazoa; Arthropoda; Insecta; Hymenoptera; Halictidae
Product: CD63 antigen
Cellular component (GO): plasma membrane
Source: RefSeq, a predicted model, not a curated record